UAUGCAGAUGGUAUAGCAUGUGGAGAUUGCAGUGAAAUCCCAAAAACAUUUUGUUCACUAUAUAGCCAUGAACUCAUCCUCUCUUAAGGUUUUGCUGCACUGGCCUAUUUCAAUAUUGGCCCUUGUGAUCUUCUUCAGUACUACUUGUGUAAGUGCAACACAGCCUCAUUUGCUAAGGCUGGGUGUGCUGGGGCGCACAUUUCUGAGAGAGCCUGCAACAUUUUCUGAAUCGGUAUCUGAAGAAUUUCAGACUUUUUAUUACAACCAAACAUUGGAUCAUUUCAACUAUAGGCCUGAAAGCUACAUCACUUUUCAACAAAGAUAUGUGGUGAAUUUCAAGUACUGGGGUGGUGCAAAUGCCAGUGCUCCCAUAUUUGCUUAUCUGGGUGCAGAAGCAGACCUGGAUUAUGACUUGUCCGGUCUAGGAUUUCUCACAGAUAACGCUCAUCAGUUUAAGGCUCUUCUGGUGUAUAUUGAGCAUAGGUACUAUGGGAAAUCAAUUCCGUUUGGAUCAAGAGAAGAGGCCUUCAAAAAUGCUAGCACUCUAGGGUAUUUCAACUCCGCCCAAGCUAUUGCAGAUUAUGCAGAGGUGCUUAUAUACAUAAAGAAGAAAUUGCUUGCUGAGAAUUCCCCUGUCAUCGUGGUCGGAGCUUCUUAUGGGGGAAUGCUAGCUUCAUGGUUCCGGCUAAAGUAUCCUCAUGUUGCCCUUGGAGCUCUGGCCUCUUCUGCCCCCAUACUUUAUUUUGAUGAUAUUACUCCCCAUAAUGGAUACUUCUCCAUUGUCACCAAGGAUUUCAGAGAAGCUAGUGAGAGCUGCUACAAAACCAUAAGCGAAUCAUGGUCUGAGAUCGACAGAGUUGCUUCCGAGCCCAACGGCCUUUCAAUCCUCAGCAAGAAAUUCAGAAUUUGCGGUCAAUUGAAUAAUUCCGAUGAGCUCAAGGAGUUCUUGGAAAGAACAUACUCUAUUGCAGCUCAAUAUGAUGCUCCACCAAGCUACCCUGUUACUGUGGUGUGCGGUGGGAUUGAUGGAGCACCAGAAGGAAGCGAUAUUCUAAGUCGAAUAUUUGCAGGUGUCGUUGCUUUUAGAGGAAACAUGUCUUGCUAUUACACAAGUAAUACUACUGAUUAUCCGAUUGAAACAAUUCAGGGCUGGGGAUGGCAGACAUGCAGUGAGAUGGUAAUACCAAUAGGGCGUGCCGUCAAUGAUACCAUGUUUCCUCCAGCGCCUUUCAAUCUAACCACCUUUAGCCGGGACUGCACAAGCCUCUAUGGCGUCUCGCCUCGGCCUCAUUGGGUCACAACUUAUUACGGAGGCCAUGAUAUAGAGCUGAUUCUCCGUAGAUUUGCUAGCAACAUCAUCUUCUCUAACGGGCUAAGAGAUCCUUAUAGCAUUGGCGGGGUAUUGAAGAACAUAUCCAAUUCUAUUCUUGCCAUUCUCACAGUCAAUGGGUCCCACUGCUUGGAUUUACUCCCGGCGGCUUCAACUGAUCCGGAAUGGUUGGUGAUGCAGAGAAAGGCCGAGGUUGAGAUCAUUGAAGGCUGGAUCGCUCAGUACUAUGUCGAUCUUCAUGCCAUAACAAAAUAAAACGAACCCUGCUUAAUCAUUGUAAGAACUAAUGGUGUUAUCAUAUUUGGAGAGAUCAAAAGAAGUAGUUCCUUUGCAAUGGGAUAUGUUGCGGGUGCUAUUUGAAUUGGAAUUUGAUAAUACAAAUAGGAGAAAUAUUUGAUGUUGGCUCAAAUUGUUGGUGGUGUUGUGGGUACCAAUUGAGGCCCACCUCUAAUAAAUGUUUAAGUUGUGAAGGCAAAAGAAAGAAAUUGCUCCCGAAUUUGACAGUAUGAGGGAAAGGGGAAACGAUUUGAAAGCUUCCAGUGGAAGAAGAUGAGCUUUAAUUGGCCCCGUCUGCUUUGUCGGCUACAGGGAUUGUGUUAGCUAAGCCAUAAUUCCACAAGAAUGGAUAUUAGAAUUUAA
Messenger RNA from Vitis riparia (riverbank grape), 1969 nucleotides. Its product is annotated as lysosomal Pro-X carboxypeptidase-like. The transcript is spliced from 9 exons. Gene Ontology annotation, biological process: proteolysis. Bases 68 to 1585 code for a protein of 505 amino acids. Lineage: Eukaryota; Viridiplantae; Streptophyta; Magnoliopsida; Vitales; Vitaceae. The record is from RefSeq and is a predicted model, not a curated record. Gene Ontology annotation, molecular function: serine-type exopeptidase activity; dipeptidyl-peptidase activity.